AUGCGCUUCAUCCAUCGCCUCUUGGCGCUCCUCAUCGCCCUAGCCCACGCAUUCUCAUCCGCAGCGGAAGAGACCUUCACGCCGCAGGCCGCAGCCCCUUCUCUCCUUCGUGGUGUCAACCUCGGUGGCUGGCUCGUUCUUGAGCCGUUUCUCACACCGGAGCUAUUUAAAGGCACGAGCGCGGUCGACCAGUGGACUUUUGAUAGCCAAGCCGGAUCCGAGGAAGCUCUGCGUCAGCACUGGGAGACAUACUGCACCGAGAACGAUAUCAAGAAACUCGCUUCCUACGGAGUCAACGCGCUUCGCAUUGGUAUCGGCUUCUGGGCGUACGACAAUGCGGGUACUCCAUACAAAUCCGGUGCUGACACUUAUCUGGACAAGGCGAUUCAGUGGGCAAAGAACGCUGGACUCGUGGUGGUGGUUGAGCUUCAUGGAGCUCCUGGAUCCCAGAAUGGAGAUGCUAGUUCAGGACACGUGGGAUCGGUCGAGUGGCAGACCAGCAAUGGAAACCUUGAGCGUACAACUAAAGUCUUGACGACCAUAGCACAGAAGUACGCGACGAAAGGACUUGCGAAUACAGUGGUCGCCAUAGAACUCGUCAACGAACCAACAAACAACCCGCCGAACACCCUUACGAUUACAAAGAACUGGACGGAGACGGCUUACGAUGCUGUACGCAAUGCAGCAGGCAACAAGGACUUACGCAUUGCCAUGCAUGAUCAGUGGACUACUCCCAAGUCUUGGCUUGACGUGCAUAAAGUGUUGAAUGGCAAAAAUCCCAACUCUUUCGUGCUGGACGUCCACCAGUACCAGAUCUUCACCAACGAGGAUAGGAGUCUCGAUCAACCCGGUCAUAUCCAGAAGGUUUGCACGUUUGCGUCGGAGCAGCUUGCCUUUGCAAAAAGCAACGGCCUGCCUAUUCAUAUCGGGGAGUUCAGUGGGAACACGUUCAUCUGCGUUAAUCCGGAUGGAACCACGUUUGCUGAUGCUGCAGGGACAGGAAAGGCCUGCAAAGUCGACGGCUGUCAGUGUGAAACCGACGGAGGCAUAAAGGUAGAUGAGUGGAGCGAAGCGCUCACACAGCAGGUCCGUCGCUACGUCGAGGCUCAGCUGUACAUGUAUGAGAAGUAUGCUGGAGGAUGGUUCUUUUGGAACUUCAAGGGCCCUGGUUCUUGGGGUUUCAUUGAGGGCGUUGAGAAGGGCUUCAUCCCUCAUCCGGUCACCGACAGACGCUAUCCAAACCCAUGCCCCUAG
Messenger RNA from Diplodia corticola, 1254 nucleotides. RefSeq names its product glycoside hydrolase family 5 protein. Gene Ontology annotation, cellular component: cell surface; extracellular region. Bases 1 to 1254 code for a protein of 417 amino acids. The transcript is spliced from 4 exons. The record is from RefSeq and is a predicted model, not a curated record. Gene Ontology annotation, biological process: glucan catabolic process. Lineage: Eukaryota; Fungi; Ascomycota; Dothideomycetes; Botryosphaeriales; Botryosphaeriaceae. Gene Ontology annotation, molecular function: beta-glucosidase activity.